Gorilla gorilla gorilla (western lowland gorilla) is the source of this 1101-nucleotide messenger RNA. RefSeq names its product THAP domain containing 7 (gene THAP7). The coding region runs from base 89 to 1018 and encodes 309 amino acids. Gene Ontology annotation, cellular component: nucleus. The transcript has 5 exons. NCBI's taxonomy places the organism in Eukaryota, Metazoa, Chordata, Mammalia, Primates, Hominidae. Gene Ontology annotation, biological process: regulation of DNA-templated transcription. The record is from RefSeq and is a predicted model, not a curated record.
GCACCUCCGGCUCUCCAGUCUCUAUGGUACCAACUUCCGGCGCGCGCUACCCCUCGCGAGACUUCGGCGGCGCAGCAAUGGCCAGACCAUGCCGCGUCACUGCUCCGCCGCCGGCUGCUGCACACGGGACACGCGCGAGACGCGCAACCGUGGCAUCUCCUUCCACAGACUUCCCAAGAAGGACAACCCGAGGCGAGGCUUGUGGCUGGCCAACUGCCAGCGGCUGGACCCCAGCGGCCAGGGCCUGUGGGACCCGGCGUCCGAGUACAUCUACUUCUGCUCCAAACACUUUGAGGAGAACUGCUUUGAGCUGGUGGGAAUCAGCGGAUAUCACAGGCUAAAGGAGGGGGCAGUCCCCACCAUAUUUGAGUCUUUCUCCAAGUUGCGCCGGACAACCAAGACCAAAGGACACAGUUAUCCACCUGGCCCCCCUGAAGUCAGCCGGCUCAGACGAUGCAGGAAGCGCUGCUCCGAGGGCCGAGGGCCCACAACUCCAUUUUCUCCACCUCCACCUGCUGAUGUCACCUGCUUUCCUGUGGAAGAGGCCUCAGCACCUGCCACUUUGCCGGCCUCCCCAGCUGGGAGGCUGGAGCCUGGCCUUAGCAGCCCCUUUUCAGACCUACUGGGCCCCCUGGGUGCCCAGGCAGAUGAAGCAGGCUGCAGCGCCCAGCCUUCACCAGAGCGGCAGCCCUCCCCUCUCGAACCACGGCCAGUCUCCCCCUCAGCCUAUAUGCUGCGCCUGCCCCCACCCGCCGGAGCCUACAUCCAGAAUGAACACAGCUACCAGGUGGGCAGCGCCUUACUCUGGAAGCGGCGAGCCGAGGCAGCCCUUGAUGCCCUUGACAAGGCCCAGCGCCAGCUGCAGGCCUGCAAGCGGCGGGAGCAGCGGCUGCGGUUGAGACUGACCAAGCUGCAGCAGGAGCGGGCACGGGAGAAGCGGGCACAGGCAGAUGCCCGCCAGACUCUGAAGGAGCAUGUGCAGGACUUUGCCAUGCAGCUGAGCAGCAGCAUGGCCUGAGGGGCUGCCCAGCAAGACUGCAGCCUCUUCCUCCCUCAGAUCCCACCAGACCCACCAGGUGCCAUAAUAAAGCGGAUUCUAGA